UAUAACUGCACUGUUGCAGCCAGUCUUGAGUCAGCAGAGAGGAAGACGGAGCACAACAGAGCAAACAAGCUUUCUCUCAAAUACCAGGACGUUUUUCUCCAUGUAUAUUAAAUUCUGCCGCAGUUACGUUGAGGAUAAGAAAGAUGAGGCUGAUGAAAACUUGCAACCCAAGUUAUCGGUUGAACUGGAGGGGAAGAAAGGCAAAGAACCGACUGGAGGAAAUGUGCGUCUGUACCGUGCAGUGUGCUUAUUCCUCACUUUAAUGUGCAUCGUCCUUCUGGUGGUUGUCAUUAUCCUCAGCCUGAAACUGCAAACUGGACCCACAGUCUGCCCGGUGAUAGAGGAAAGUGCAACAGCUAAAGAAGCAGUACCUGCGUUUGCUCCAGGAUGCUCCUUCGAGAACUGCCAGGCCCAGUUCCCAGCUAUUCACAUUAAACAUCAUGGCUGCCGGCUGUGUGGUGACGGGUGGAUAACCUUUGGCCAAUCGUGCUUUUUCCUGUCGACUUUUAGACUGAAGUGGCACCAGAGCGAGCAGAACUGCACCUCCAGAGGGGGAUCUCUGGCUGUUAUUACAAGCAAAGAAGUUCAGGACUUUCUGACACAGAAAGGGAAUCUCCAAUACUGGAUCGGCACCAUUCAAAAAGGCACUGAAUGGACCUGGGUUGACAGCACAAAGCUGCGAGAGAGCUAUUGGGCAGAAGAUCCAAGAACUGGGAAUUGUGGGAUCCUAGACAGCACAGGCCCAUCUGCCAGAAACUGGAUUAGAGCUUCCUGCAACGUCGCCACUUACUUCAUCUGUCAGCUGCAGCUCUUGUAAAAGAACCGCGAGCAAAUCUGUUCCGCCAGCAAGCAUCAAAUUCAACAAUAACAUGCCAAGACUUCUCUUUCCAGUAUCCAGCAAAGAAAUAUAAACACGCUUUUUAGAUAACAGUUGCUAAGUCUGACACUUAGCAGUUUAAUUACUGUAGAUUUUCUUGCAGCAUUGUGUGGAAUAAUUUCUGCUCUAAUAUUUGAUUGUAAAGCUUUGUAAGUGCCUUGCUCCUUUGUUUUGUAUGAUUUUAUUAUCUGCUGUCUGCUUUACAAAUGAAGUGACAGUGAAACUGUUUCAAGAAAGUUUUAUUCUCAUAUAAAAUUACUCAUUAUCUACAUGAUAACAUGAAUCUCUAUUUUUUUUAGCAUAUAUUCCUGCUAGACAUCUUUCAUAUUUCUAUAAAAAUCACAGUCUGUUCUAUGGCAUAAUACUGCGGAAAUAAUUGCACUGUUUACUAUAUUGAGAAAUCAAGAUAGUGUGGUUCUUUCACCCCAAGGUCACUGAAAUUCAGCAAUUCUUUACAUCUACUUAAUAUGUAUAUGACUCAAAGUUGAUGAUAGGAAGGAACUUCUUGGUUAGACGGCGUCUCUCUCUAAACAUAUUUAAUGCUCUGUUCCUCCUCUGGCUCAUCCUGCUCCAUCUCCAAACCUAAAGCGCUGUGUCGAACCAGCUCCCACCAUCCUCCUUUGUUUUUAAGUCUCAGCUUCAAGGGAACCUUGAAGUCAGAAUUUUCAUCUCCCUCCGUUUCCUUUUCAUCCUCUUUGGAGAAGACGUUUACGUAACGCCGCAUCUUUUGCAUCAUGGAGUCAUUUCUUUCCUCAACCCUGCAAAUAAGAUGAAUAAAGAAAAAGUCACACAUGUUUCAAAAUUAA
Messenger RNA from Neolamprologus brichardi, 1683 nucleotides. Its product is annotated as C-type lectin domain family 9 member A. NCBI's taxonomy places the organism in Eukaryota, Metazoa, Chordata, Actinopteri, Cichliformes, Cichlidae. The record is from RefSeq and is a predicted model, not a curated record.